This is a messenger RNA of Toxotes jaculatrix (banded archerfish), 1694 nucleotides long. It is a transcript of the gene rad1, whose product is annotated as RAD1 homolog (S. pombe). Gene Ontology annotation, cellular component: checkpoint clamp complex; nucleus. The record is from RefSeq and is a predicted model, not a curated record. The coding region runs from base 150 to 983 and encodes 277 amino acids. The transcript is spliced from 7 exons. Lineage: Eukaryota; Metazoa; Chordata; Actinopteri; Toxotidae. Gene Ontology annotation, molecular function: 3'-5' exonuclease activity. Gene Ontology annotation, biological process: DNA damage checkpoint signaling; DNA repair.
UCUCAUGUGUUUUGGACUGCGAAAUCUCUGGAAGAUUAUCACACAUGCGCAAAACCUACUUCCGUAGAAGAUGAGAAAAGCGGAAGUAAGUGCGGCGCCUUUCUUCAAAACAGAAGGCUAUGAGUCGCUGAAGUACAACUUUUGCUACAAUGCCUCUGUCCACCCAGUCUCAGGCUGACGAUGAGCAAUACGUUUUAGUGGCCAGUUUGGACAAUGCUCGCAAUCUCUCCAAUAUACUGAAGGCCAUCGCCUUCAAAGACCACGCCAUCUUCAGUGCCACACCCAAUGGCCUGAAGGUCACUGUGGAGGAUUCCAAGUGUCUGCAAGCCAAUGCAUUCAUCCAGGCUGAGAUCUUCCAAGAGUUCACCAUAAAGGAAGAUCUGGUGGGUUUUCAGGUCAAUCUCACUGUUCUGUUGGACUGCCUCAAUAUCUUUGGAGGUAGCACAGUACCAGGAGUAUCAACAGCCUUGCGGAUGUGCUACAGAGGGUACGGUUACCCUCUGACCUUGUUCCUGGAGGAGGGUGGCGUGGUGACUGUUUGCAAGAUCAACACACAAGAACCAGAAGAGCCAAUUGACUUUGAGUUCUGCAGCGCCAAUGUCACAAACAAGGUGAUCCUGCAGUCAGAGAGUCUGAAAGAACCCUUCUCUGAGUUGGAUAUGACCAGUGAGGUACUACAGAUCACCAUGUCCCCUAGCCAGCCAUAUUUCAGGUUAUCUACGUUUGGGAACUCUGGAAAUGCUCAUUAUGAUUAUCCCAAAGACUCAGAGAUGGUGGAGCUAUUUCAGUGCACAAAGACACAAACCAACAGGUACAAGAUGUCCCUUCUGAAACCAUCCACCAAAGCCCUGGCUUUGUCCUGUAAAGUGUCUGUGAGGAUGGACAGCAGGGGCUUCCUCUCUCUGCAGUACCUGAUCAGAAACGACGAUGGACAGAUCUGCUUUGUAGAAUACUAUUGUUGCCCUGACGAGGAGGUGGAGUGAUUAUAGUGCCUCCAUUAAAUUCCCCUUCAAAUACGCACCUUAACUUCGGUGGUGGCCAGUUGCUCUGACUGAGUGCAAGAAUGAGAAGACAAGGUCUGCCAGAGGAGGGCAGGACCUUUAAUUGGCAUAAUGGACACAAUGGAAAAGUUUGCAUUGUUUUAACAAAAUCAGCUGGUUCACCAUUUGCCAAACACUUGCAUUUGAGUGGAGCUUUGCCACUGGACUUGUGAAAGGAUAAUGUCACCUAAAUGAUCAUAUCAUACCAAGUUCAUCAUUUCACAGAUUCGGAAGAUGAUUGCAUGUACAGUUACUGUAUGUUGUAUAUUUUGUUACAAUGGAGACCCAGAAAUUUUGGGUCAGAAGCCUCUCAGUGUGUGAACACUCCCUGUAACUAAAUGAUACGCUGACUUGAGUCUACAUGAAGUUGGCUUGCAGUUCAACUGUGGCCAAGAUUUGCCUGUAAUGACUACACAUCUGAUCUCAUCUUUCUGCAGCCAACGUGGCAAAUGGCGUGUACAGUAAGUCUAAUCUCCACGGGCUUUAGAUUUCUCUACAGCUCUGCGCAUACAUUGACAUUGUGUAUGCAGACAGUUUUCAUGUUAUUUGUCUGGAGUACACAUCAGAUGAUACUGUGAGUAAGUUUGAAUUGUUUUAUUUAAGUGACAUAGAAAAUAACUUGUCAAAUUCAAUAAACAAGGUUUUUUUUUUACA